Closterium sp. Yama58-4 is the source of this 1725-nucleotide messenger RNA. Lineage: Eukaryota; Viridiplantae; Streptophyta; Zygnematophyceae; Desmidiales; Closteriaceae. The record is from the annotation of a GenBank genome assembly.
AUGCCGCGCCUCUACCGCCGAUCGCAGGUCCCCGUGCAUAUCAAGCGAGCGAUUUGUGCCCAGCAUGUGAGCCACCCCAACAUGCGCCAGGUCGACUUGGCGCGGUGGUGUUUCACACGCUACGGGAUUCGUCCCGACCGUAGUACUAUUGGGCGUGUCUUGAAGAGCGCUGACCGUUGGGCCGCCCCGAAUAACAACACCGUGCGCGUGCGUGGCGGCGCAUACCCGGAGCUAGAGCUCGCAAUGGUUCGCUGGAUCCGCAACGCCGGCCCUGCGGGAGUCCCGCUCACCCUCGCCACCAUCCGCGACCACGUCGCGGUCAUCGCGCGUGGCAUGAAUCUGCCCCCCACGUUCCGCUGCUCCGUGGGUUGGGUGCGCCGCGCCAUGCGUCGCCACGGCAUUCGUUGCCGCAGCGCGACAGGCGAGGCCGCUGACCAGGAUCACGCCGCGGUGCGGACUUGCCAGCAGCAACUCCCGCAGCUCCUGAUGUACCUUGCUCUCCGCCCCUGCGACGUGUAUAAUUUCGACGAGACGGCACUGUUCCUCUCCGUGCUACCGCGCAAGACAUACGGAGGUGCGCGUGUCGCCGGGCGCAAGCUGGCAAAGCAGCGUCUCACCGUCGGGCUGCUUGUUAAUGCCGAUGGGAGCCACGCCUUCCGCCCAUUGGUCAUCUCGAAGUCUAAGCGCCCUCGGGACUUCCUUCCCGAUUACGACCCUGAGGAUCUAUGCUAUUGGCGUAGCAACGCCAAGGGCUGGAUGACGGCCGCUUUAUUCACACAUUUCAUCGAGCAGCUCAACGCUGCCAUGGUGGCUGAAGACCGCAACAUUGUCAUCUUGGUUGACAAUGCCAGCAGCCACAACCUGCAGAGUGAGGAUGCGGAAUCCGAAGACCUAUUCGGAUUCCGCACCCGCGUUCUCGGUAAUAUCCGCCCGGUCUUCCUGCCGCCCAACACGACGGCCUUCACGCAGCCGCUGGACCAGGGGCUGAUUGCCACCACGAAGGCGCGCUACCGCCAGCACUGGCUCCGCACGGUCACAAGCCUGUGGGAGGCCGGCGGCUCGCUUGCUGCGUUUGCGCGCUUUCGCCCGAACAUGCGUGAUGCCAUGGAUCUCGCGCAUGUCGGCCGUGACGGACUUGCCACUGUCGGCGACGGCGUCGUGGCGGCGCUUCCCAUCGGCCUCGACGCGGACAUCGGCGACGUCGGCAUUAUGAUUGCUGCUCUGCGCCUCGGCCCGAGCGCCAUGCCCGCCGCCGAGUUUGUCGCCAUAGACGACGACCAGCCUACGUGCGCGGAGCCGGGCGACGAUCCGCUGGCCAUUGAGCCCCGCACGCCGUAUUCGGCGACAUCAUGGGAGCCGCCCGCCACCAUGCAGGAGGUCGAGAUGCUAAUUGGCUACGCCAAAGCGACCGGCAUCACCCCGCGCAAAUUGUGCGCGCUCUUCGAGAUCAAGAACCCCAUCAUCGUGGCGCGCAUGGAGCGCGCGAGCCCGUCCCUGAACCUCAACGCCGCGCCUCCAACCACCCCUGGGCUGCUCGCUUCUGAGGGUGGCGCGCCUUCGCCGGCCGCUCCUGUGGACGGGCCCGCGGCGACUCCUCGUCGCCGCGGGCGCGUCCUUCCUGCGUGGAUGUAUGCGCCGGCGCCGACGCGCCAGCAGCUCAUCGACUCUGGCGUGACUGCCGUGAUGAGCGGCUAUGUCGACGCCGCUGAGUGGAUGACAAUGUGA